Molecule: messenger RNA, 3248 nt
Organism: Alnus glutinosa
Lineage: Eukaryota; Viridiplantae; Streptophyta; Magnoliopsida; Fagales; Betulaceae
Product: receptor-like protein 15
Exons: 4
Coding region: 48-2825 (925 amino acids)
Molecular function (GO): protein binding
Source: RefSeq, a predicted model, not a curated record
GUCAAUGUGCAAAGGAAGAAGCUAGAAAAAUGAAACAAUAUUUGUGAAUGGAGUGGCCUUUACCGAAAGCUUUGCUGUGGGGUUUACUUGUAUUUGUUCAAAUUCAUGGGCACACAGCUGGCUGUCUCCAGGAAGAGAGGAUUGCUCUGCUGGAAUUGAAGGCGUCUCUGGAAUCCAAUAUUAUUCAUGCUGAUGCAGAUGAUCACCGCCUUCUUCCAUCAUGGAUUAACGACGCAAAGAGUGAUUGUUGUGGUUGGGAGAGGGUCAAGUGCAACUCCACCACCGCUCACGUGAUCAAGCUUUCCCUCUACAACUUAAAGGAAGAAGAUUCUUAUAACAAUCGUUGGUUGCUAAACGUGUCCCUGUUUGUUCCUUUGAAGGAGCUAACAACUCUUGAUCUAUCCCGCAAUGCAAUUCGUGGUUGCCUACCAAACGAAGGUUUUGAAAGCUUAUCAAGAUUGGAGAACUUGGAGACCUUAGAUCUUAGCCAUAACAAUUUCAACAAAAGCAUCAUAGAAUUAUUAAGUGCAGUCAAAUCUCUUAAGAAUCUGAAUCUUGCUUCGAAUCGGAUCGAAGGAUCAUUUCCUGCCAAAGGUUUGUCUAAUUUUAGUAGGUUGGAGAUUUUAGAUCUGAAUGGAAAUUCUUUCACUGGAAGUAUCUCUCCAUAUAUCGGGGCACUAUCUUCUCUAAAGGCUAUAUCAUUAGGUCACAAUGAUCUUAAUGGCACUUUACCUAAAGAAUUGUGCAAAUUGAAUAAGCUUGAAGAGUUAGAACUUUAUGGUAAUUUAUUUGAAGGGAUCCUUCCACCAUGCCUAAACAAUAUGACGUCUCUUAGGUUGUUAGAUAUAUGUGAGAACCAAUUCGCUGGAAACAUCUCUUCAAAUCUUAUAGCCAUCCCAACAUCACUUGAGUACAUUGAUCUGAGUUACAAUCUUUUUGAGGGCCUAUUGUCAUUUAGCUUAUUUGCUAAUCACUCUAAGCUUGAGGUGAUUAUGUUGGUGAAUAAUAACAGUAAGCUUGAGAUAGAAACCGAAAAUUCAUCGGGUUGGGACGACCUCUCAUUUCAAUCGUUAAAGUUCAUUGUACUACGUAAUUGUAAUUUGAACAAGCUCACUGGAAAUGUUCCCAAGUUUCUAUUUGGCCAGCGCGAAUUGGAAAUAGUUGAUUUGUCUCACAAUAAGUUGAAAGGAAGCUUCCCUAAUUGGUUGCUUGAAAACAACACCAGAUUGCAAGAGCUAAAUCUUCAAAAUAAUUCUUUCGUGGGUCAAAUUCAUUUGCCACCAAAUUGCUACAAGAGUAUUUCGUUUAUGGAUGUCUCUGACAAUUGCUUAGAUGGUCAACUUCAAGAAAAUAUUGGAAAGAUAACUCCAUAUUUAAAAUAUCUAAAUCUUUCCCAAAAUCUUAUUGAAGGUUAUCUUCCGUCCUCAAUUGGUGACAUGAGAUAUUUGGAGUCUUUGGACUUGUCCUUUAAUAAUUUCUCGGGAGAGUUACCAACGGAAUUAUUUGCGACUUGCACCUCCUUGAAUCAUUUGAAGUUAUCCAAUAAUCAGUUCACAGGAACAAUUCCUGGAUGGAUAGGAAACAUGACACGUUUGUUGACUUUUGUCUUGAGUAACAACUUUUUUGAAGGUCAGAUUCCUUGUGGACUGGAUUCAGUUCAAUAUGUAGACCUUUCUCAUAACUCACUUUCGGGAUCGUUACCUUCUUGCUUGAAUCUACAGUUUGUUGAGUACCUACAUUUGCAAGGAAACAAACUUACAGGUCCAAUACCAAAAGCUGUUUUCAAUUCAUCGUCUCUUUCGACACUAGACCUUAGAGAUAACAGCUUUUUUGGUAGCAUCCCUGAUGAAAUCGGUGCACUUUAUAACUUAAGAAUACUUUUGUUGAGGGGCAACUAUUUCAGUGGUAUAAUUCCAAAUCAGUUGUGUUGGUUAAAUAAGAUAAGCCUAAUGGAUCUUUCCAAGAACUCUCUUUCUGGGACAAUACCGCACUGCUUUCACAACAUGUCCUUUGGAAAUAUAGAUGAUCUUGUCUAUUAUAGAUAUCCUUCUAUGACCUGGUUCAUUGGAUUAGGUUCCACAUUCCAAAGGCUCCAAGAAUGGAAUUGGGAAAGAGAUAACAUGGAGAUGUGGAUAGAAUAUGAUGAUCAUGUUGAGGUUGAGUUUGUAACAAAACACAGGUCUAACUCCUACAGUGGUUAUAUCCUUAAUUAUAUGGCUGGAUUGGAUUUGUCAUGCAACAAGCUAACAGGUACAAUCCCAUCAGAACUAGGAGAGCUAUCUUCAAUUCAUGCAUUGAACUUGUCUAACAAUCAGUUGACAGGUUCCAUUCCACAAAAAAUCUCAAAUUUGGACAAGUUGGAGAGUUUAGACUUUUCUCACAACAAUUUGAGUGGAGAAAUUCCUUCGGUAUUGAUUGAUAUGAACUUUCUAGCAGUGUUUACUGUGGCUUACAACAACUUAUCAGGUAAAGUUCCAGACAUGAAAGCACAGUUUGCAACAUUUGAUAAAAGUAGUUAUGAAGGAAAUCCAUUUCUUUGUGGGCAACCACUAGAGAAUAGCUGCACCAGAGUAGACGAGUCACAUCCAUCACCAACAAAAUCUUCAAAUGCAAGUGAAGGGAAAUGGUAUGAAAUAGAUCCUCUGGUCUUCUUCGCAAGCUUUACCGCAUCUUAUAUUGUUUUCUUAUUGAGUGUAGCUAUUCUUCUUCAUAUUCAUCCUUAUUGGCAACAACGGUGCUUCAAUUUAAUUGAGAAUUUUAAGUACCAGUGUUAUUAUCCUGUUUUUAAUAGCUUAAAAAGAUUGUCAAACCGUCUAUAUCCUUAGAUAUAUUCCGUUUCCAUGGACAUCUUUGGUGGUAGUGAUGACAGCUAGCUGUACAUUUGAUUUUGAAUAAUGGUUAAUUGUUGUAAUCUAAUAUGAGACAAGUUGUUCACUUUCACUUGCUUUCUUCUGUAUUGUAAUUCUUGUCAUUUGAUGAUGUAGAUUAUUCAUGUAGUUAGAAAUAUUAUUAAUAGUAUGAAUUAAUAAACUUAGUUUCUCCAUACACAAGAUUUUUGAAUACUUUUUCAAUAGGGAAACGAUUCAUUAUAUGAUAUAUCCCUGGAAGAAGGAAGAGAUUGAAGGGAUGAGUACUCACUAGUCAAAACAACAAAGAAGUAGAUUAGACAUCUUUCACUUACAAAUACAUACUCUCAAGCAUGCACCAAGAUUAAGAGACCGCAAAUAUUGUUUAAUAUAAAAUUAGGU